Molecule: messenger RNA, 828 nt
Organism: Coccinella septempunctata (seven-spotted ladybird)
Lineage: Eukaryota; Metazoa; Arthropoda; Insecta; Coleoptera; Coccinellidae
Product: cell division control protein 2 homolog 3-like
Exons: 1
Coding region: 1-828 (275 amino acids)
Biological process (GO): autophagy; peptidyl-serine phosphorylation; autophagosome organization
Cellular component (GO): autophagosome; cytoplasm
Molecular function (GO): protein serine/threonine kinase activity; ATP binding
Source: RefSeq, a predicted model, not a curated record
AUGUUUCAGAUGGGGGAGAUCCUAGGAGAAGGCAGCUUUGGGCGUGUCUAUAGAGGCCGACGACACGGCCAAGCCGUGGCUGUGAAAAGGACAAUGUUGACUCACCACGCUAUCCAUGAAGUAGACAUGCUCAGACUACUGGAACACCCGAACAUACUAUCUCUGCACGAGGCCAUCGUUGAGACGGAUUACCUUUUCAUGGUUAUGCCUCUCUGCGAUGAGGAUCUCAACGCAUUCCUGCGUCGAGAGGGACCGAGAAGCCAGCCGUCUCGGUUGUUCCGGGUGAUGAGGCAACUGGCAGCAGCCUUGACGGAGUGUCACCGUCAGCGGAUAGUUCAUCGAGACAUCAAGCCGGCCAACAUCUUACGCCGCCGGUGCCGAUUCCUGCUGGCAGAUUUUGGGUUGGCCGCCCAACCCCUGCUCACCGAGCCAGCAGGAGCCAUUGUAUACUGGGCACCGGAACAACGAAGACUGGAACCGUAUGACACAUCCGUCGACCUGUGGGCGUUGGGGUUGGUGGCCGUAGAGGUGGCAAGUCGAGCCCACUGCACCGGUACACCGAUUUUCUUCUGCAGCAGUUGCGGCCUGCUAGGUAUACUGACUAGAAAUUGUCCUUGUCAUUCUCAUCACCGUCAAAGAGAGGCUGCCGUCCAGUGUGAUAUCCCCAGCGCAUCCACCCAAUCUGAACCACCCCGAAAGAAGUUGAACAAGUUCCGCAUGCCAACCAGUAGGGAAUUAGCCCUCCGUGCCUGUCCAAGAUGUCGAGAACUCCGUGUAGCCAAGGCCAAUAGCAGGGGAAAAUCUCGUGAAUCUGAAGCCCGUUAUUAA